AUGUUACUACGUUCUCUGUUGUCUUUUACCUUUGCUGCGGUCACAGUCCUCGCCGCUCCUGUCUCUAUACAACAUGCCAAGUAUAAACGAGAUCUGGCUACGAUUCAAGCUGCCCUCAACACCAUCAACUCUGCGCUUCAGGGUCUCGACAAUUCUGUGAAAGCCACCAACACGGUCACCCUCGGAGGCGGUAUCCAGCUCUUGAACGCCGUCGGCAACGUCAAGAGUUCCAUCGAAGAUGCCACGACCCAGGUCCAGGGUUCCGAAGUCCUCAACAAAAAGGAUGCGCUCAACCUCAAGGCCGCAACGGAUGCUCUCACGAACAACGUCAAGGUCACCAUCAAUGACGUCGUAGCUAAGAAGUCUCUGGUUGAUUCCUUGGGCGCAACACCGCUGGUGGCUGUUGCUCUCCAGGACCAAAAGUCCGCCAGUGUCGCCCUCGCUCAGGCUCUCGUUAGCAAGGUUCCUCCCGAACUCACCGGUGACGCUCAAAAGAGCGCGACGGCUCUCAGUACCGUUCUGGACCAAGGCAUCGGCGUCUUUGGCGGCACUUCUGUCCCUCCUCUCCCUGCCGCGCCCCCACCAGGUCCACCAGCCGCCCCUCCCGGAGCCACAACUGUUUGCCAAGCUGUGAUGCCGGACGGGACUGCCGUUGGGUUAGCGACUGCUAUUGACAAUCCCCCGCCCCCUCCCCCUGCUGCUGCCCCGGAGGCUCCAGCAGAAGCUCCGGCAGCGGGAGGAGGUGGAGGAGGAGGAGGAGGACUUUUGGGUGGAUUAAUGGGAUUGCUCGGCCUCAGGAAGCAUUAA
Colletotrichum godetiae is the source of this 807-nucleotide messenger RNA. Its product is annotated as hydrophobic surface binding protein A-domain-containing protein. NCBI's taxonomy places the organism in Eukaryota, Fungi, Ascomycota, Sordariomycetes, Glomerellales, Glomerellaceae. Gene Ontology annotation, cellular component: extracellular region. The transcript has a single exon. The record is from RefSeq and is a predicted model, not a curated record. The coding region runs from base 1 to 807 and encodes 268 amino acids.